UAUCUCGAGGUGUCUUCAGAGUUGAUAGGAAAGAAGAGCGGAAAUUGCACUGGAUUCGGACUGGUCAUCGACGCUCGGCCUGAGUUCACACUUGCUCAUACGCGUAUAACGCCCUGUUGAUGGCUAGUUGUCGACAGGCUCCCCGCGAACGCGCUUCAUUUAUGUUUUUUCUUCUGUAGAGUUCCUGUCUCAUUGGCGUCUUAUUUCUCUAAAUUGUCUUGCUCAUCGCCACGUGCAUAUCGUUCUGCGCGAAUUGCGACUCUGUCUCGAGAGGUGUCGCUGCGUACCUCGCCACCGGCGAUUUGUUUCUCCACACACGCUUAGUAUGAAGGUGAAAUCGACUAGACUGAACAGAAAAAAGGGGGCAGCUCCCCUCGAAUCUUCUCGGCCUCCGCGAAAGGAAGCAUUUCGCGUUGGAAGUCUGCUUGGGUCCCCGUCCCGCGAAACUGAGACCAAAACCACCCCUAGACAGAGCUACGCCGACGUCGCGCGGUGUGCGGGAAGUCCGGGGAGCAUCGGCGAUGAGUCGUCACCUUCUUGUACGUUGCUGCAGAAAGUCUCAAGGCGACAAUUCGGAUCUAUGAAAGGCCAGCGAGACGAACCCAGAGACUCUGGAAACUUGGACCUCCCCUGUGUGCCGCCGCUGACCUACGCAGACAUCGUCAAACGGCCGCAGUCCCCUGGGAUCACUUGCGAGGAGCUUGCGGUUUCAACAGGACAGACGAGAACAAAGAGCUACGCCGAGGUCCUGGCUCUCUCCAAGGUUGAGGAUGAGACAGAGAGGGCGACGGAACUUUGUUCUGCAGUUCGCUUGCCUCGAAAACGCGGUCCCGAAGAAUUCCGCGAGCCUCGCCUCCGAUCGACGCACAUCAAACCGAGCGCGGUUGCGCGACAUCAGCCGAGUUUUCUCUCCAGGGAAAGGAAUGGCGGCCGUCUCUGCGACGCAGACUCUGAGUCCUCGCUCUUGGAGCAGCAUCCCGUCCUUCUUAGCUCUCGGAGUCGACGAAACCGAAAGCGCGCGAGCGUGUCACGGUGUUGCUCAGGCGUCGACAAAGCGCACGGGAACACUUCCGGUACAAAGACGCAGAGAAUCGGGGAGAGUGCUCAAACCUGGCCGCAUUACCGAGCUUUCCUCGACGAUACUUCAGCCGUUAUCAACGCGAGAUUGGCCACAGGACUCGCCUGUUGCCUCCUCAGUCCUCGCCACCAGUCCCCCGAGGACCACACACAUCGCGGACUCACAAGCAGACGCUUGCCCGUUGAAGAAAAACCGUGGCUUUCCUCGGAGGCAUUCUCUGGUGAGCCGUCUUUCGACGGCAGUACGUGGACGAGCUAUUUAGCAGAUCCCUCCCAAAGGGUACAUCCCGCGACUUGUUUUGACAGUCUUACUGCGGGAGAAUGGCAAGCAGCUGUUGCCAUUUCGAUGCAUCUCUACGCAUUGCACGAUCAGUGCGUUACCUAUCAAAAGCGCAGUUUUGUCUGUGUUCCUUAACGCCGCAGCUCACUGGCUGUGAUCGUGGGGGAAGGAACACAGAAAGGACAGGAAUUCUUCCCUUCCACGAGGAAUGCGGUGCUCGUGUCUUCCAAAUCGUGGAUUCGAGUUGAUCAGAGUCGUGGUACGGAGCGGCAACUCAAAACCACAACUGGGAUAGAGACCCGUGUGACCAUCUUGUCGCUCUGCGCACAGGCGUUACGCGUUUGCUUCCUUCAUUUUCCUCAGCUGCCAGGAACAUCAGAGUGGGACUCGCAGUGUUGUUCGGGUGAGUGACAGUCUGAGGACACUUGAUUUUUUGGCUACUCUUUUUGCAUCGUCCCUGUUGUCGGCUGCCAAGCUCAUUUCUAGGCAAUGCGACCGGUAU
Toxoplasma gondii ME49 is the source of this 1859-nucleotide messenger RNA. RefSeq lists its product as hypothetical. NCBI's taxonomy places the organism in Eukaryota, Apicomplexa, Conoidasida, Eucoccidiorida, Sarcocystidae. The transcript has a single exon. The coding region runs from base 326 to 1492 and encodes 388 amino acids. The record is from RefSeq and is a predicted model, not a curated record.